Molecule: messenger RNA, 1242 nt
Organism: Bufo bufo (common toad)
Lineage: Eukaryota; Metazoa; Chordata; Amphibia; Anura; Bufonidae
Gene: SAR1B
Product: secretion associated Ras related GTPase 1B
Exons: 7
Coding region: 190-786 (198 amino acids)
Biological process (GO): vesicle organization; intracellular protein transport; endoplasmic reticulum to Golgi vesicle-mediated transport
Cellular component (GO): endoplasmic reticulum exit site; COPII vesicle coat
Molecular function (GO): GTP binding; GTPase activity
Source: RefSeq, a predicted model, not a curated record
CAGAUCUGCGUGUGACAGCGGAAGCUGUGAUCAGAUGUAACAGUGCAGAGGUUGCUGCUGCAGGGGAGGAGACAGCGUGAUUCCUAUGAUGUGUGUGCUAAAGAUCGUGUGAUUGUACAGCAGGGAGCACACAUUGGAACACUGGAUUAUUACUACCUCAUCCUGCUCAAGAGCUUCUAAGCAUUCAACAUGUCUUUUCUAUUCAACUGGAUAUACAGUGGUUUCAGCAGUGUGCUUCAGUUUCUCGGUCUAUACAAGAAAAAUGGAAAAUUAGUAUUUUUAGGGUUGGAUAACGCUGGCAAAACCACUUUACUACAGAUGCUUAAAGAUGGACGAAUGGGCCAGUAUGUUCCUACACUUCAUCCAACAUCAGAAGAAUUAACAAUUGCUGGAAUGACAUUCACCACAUUUGACCUAGGUGGACAUGCUCAAGCACGAAGAGUGUGGAAAAACUACCUCCCUGCGAUAAAUGGCAUUGUUUUCCUCAUCGACUGUGCUGAUCAGGAACGGCUGGCUGAAUCUAAGGUCGAACUUGAUGAAUUGCUAGCUGAUGAAACAAUCAGGAGUGUGCCGAUACUGGUUCUUGGCAACAAGAUUGACAGACCAGAGGCCAUCAGUGAGGAGAUAUUAUUGCAUACAUGUGGAAUUUAUGGUCACACAACAGGAAAGGGAAAAGUGCCUUUAAAGCAGUUAAAUACAAGACCCAUUGAAGUGUUCAUGUGCAGCAUACUGAAGAGACAAGGUUACGGGGAAGGAUUCCGCUGGCUAUCACAAUAUAUCGACUGAUGACUGACAAGUUCUGUACAUUGUAUUCUCUAUUUUAUUUAAUUUCUUUUUGUCAGAUUUUGUAACUUUGUAAUUAAUUGAUGCCUGCAGUGAUAUUUCAGGCAGAUAAUCCAAUCCUUCAUACCGUGCAUUCAUUUUUAAAUUAGAGUAGUUAGAAUAAGAAUAAGACCACUAAUCAUUUGCCCUGUAAUAUAAAUCAUUAGCAGAAGUGGAACAUGUGCUCAUUAGUGUUGAGCGAAUCGAGCUAUGGAUCAUCGAUCCGAAGUCAAUUCGUUCCAACACUGUCUCUGUACAGCAUUAAAAUGUAUUGACUCCGUGGAGCCAAACUUCCUUUCAACCAAAGUCGCAUUUUCAGUGAAUGAAUUCGGUAUUCAUUUCUGCAUCUUGAAAAACAUUUAAAAUUAGGAAUCCAAAGUCGGAUUUGGUACCGAGGUUGGAUUCCUAAUUUCCUACAUU